Messenger RNA from Neopelma chrysocephalum (saffron-crested tyrant-manakin), 1072 nucleotides. RefSeq names its product DEK proto-oncogene (gene DEK). The record is from RefSeq and is a predicted model, not a curated record. Gene Ontology annotation, molecular function: DNA binding; histone binding. Gene Ontology annotation, biological process: chromatin organization; regulation of double-strand break repair. The transcript has 8 exons. The coding region runs from base 137 to 1057 and encodes 306 amino acids. Lineage: Eukaryota; Metazoa; Chordata; Aves; Passeriformes; Pipridae. Gene Ontology annotation, cellular component: nucleus.
CGGCAGGGGUGCGUGUGUGUGUCGCUGCGCCCGGACCCGCCCCGUCCGCCGGGAGCUGCCGCCUCCUGCUGCCGCCGCCGCAUCCGCGCCCGAGGAAGGAGCCGGGAGCCGCGGCUCGAUCCGAGAACCAUACACCAUGUCUUCUGUUGAUUCGUCAAAAGAAGAUACAAUGUCACCAGAAAAAACAGAUGAGAAACAACCUGAAACUGAAAACAAAGCUGAGGAAAGUGAUGAAGAAGAGGAAGAAGAGGAGGAGGAAGAAGAAAAGGAAAAGAGUCUCAUCGUUGAAGGAAAAAGGGAGAAGAAGAAGGUCGACCGGCUGACCAUGCAAGUGUCCUCAUUGCAGAAGGAACCUUUUACAAUUACACCAGGAAAAGGACAAAAACUAUGUGAAAUUGAAAGGAUACAGUUCUUUCUGAGCAAAAAGAAGACAGAUGAACUAAGGAACCUGCACAAACUCCUCUACAACAGGCCAGGCACUGUUGCAUCCCUAAAGAAGAAUGUAGGUCAGUUCAGUGGGUUCCCGUUUGAAAAAGGAAGUGACCAAUACAAAAAGAAGGAAGAAAUGUUAAAAAAAUUUAGAAAUGCAAUGUUGAAAAGUAUCUGCGAAGUUCUUGACUUAGAAAGAUCAGGAGUUAAUAGUGAGCUCGUAACCAGAAUAUUAAACUUCUUAAUGCAUCCAAAAUCUUCAGGCAAGCCAUUGCCAAAGUCCAAAAAAACACCAAGCAAAGGUGGCAAAAAAGAGCGCAGUAGCUCUGGAACAACAAGAAAAGCAAAACGCACUAAGUGCCCUGAGAUCUUAUCAGAUGAAUCCAGUAGUGAAGAAGAUGAAAAGAAGGAAAAGGAUGACUCUUCGGAAGAAAAAGAAAGUGAAGAUGAGCCCCCUAGAAAAGCAUCUAAAAGAGAAAAAUCUAAAAAGGUGACUUCCAAAACUAAGAAAGCUGUGAAGAGUGCGAAUGUCAAGAAGGCAGACAGCAGCACCACUAAGAAAAAUCAGAACAGUUCUAGAAAAGGUAAAUGCUCUAAAUCUUUCAUCAUACCUUGUCUUGUAGUUUAACUGUCAUGCUUAUUA